Messenger RNA from Stomoxys calcitrans (stable fly), 2387 nucleotides. RefSeq names its product probable peroxisomal acyl-coenzyme A oxidase 1. Gene Ontology annotation, molecular function: fatty acid binding; FAD binding; acyl-CoA oxidase activity. The transcript is spliced from 3 exons. Lineage: Eukaryota; Metazoa; Arthropoda; Insecta; Diptera; Muscidae. Gene Ontology annotation, biological process: lipid homeostasis; fatty acid beta-oxidation using acyl-CoA oxidase. Bases 309 to 2318 code for a protein of 669 amino acids. The record is from RefSeq and is a predicted model, not a curated record. Gene Ontology annotation, cellular component: peroxisome.
GCGGAGCCCAUUUUCAUUACCAUCAACAAAAGAAACACAAAAUCUUAGCCAUCAACAAGUAACUACAACGGGGAGUAAUCUACAUACAUGAGCUAUUAUCGCACUCUUUUGAUAACGCAAGAAAUUGGCCGGUAUAUAAACAAGUUUAUAAUCAAAAUCCAAAGAGCAAUGAUUGGAGCAGCACUGCUUAACUAGCAAAACGCAGUAGUCGUGUGUGGAAAGUGGAACCGUAAACAACGCAGCUUUGGAGAAAACUGAAAAGAAUUUGCAAAACAAGAUAUCGACCCGCAGAGCAAACAACUACAACUAUGUCCGUAAAUACUGACCUACAACGCGAACGCCAGAAUGCCACUAUUCGCAGUGACGAGUUUGCCACUUGGUGGUGGGGCGGUGAGAAGGAACUCAACAAACGACGGGCCAUGGAAAAGCUUUUCUUUGACGAUCCACAGUUUGAAGAUCAACGUUCCAUUGCCAAUAUGUCGCACAAAGAACUUUAUGAGCAUACUGCAGCAAAAGCUGUGCGCUUUGUGCGAAAACUAAGAGAAUUCCUGCAGCAACAGAGAACCGGUAAGCGUCUUACACCCAUAGAGGAGGUGUACGAGAUGCGUAUCAUAAUGGCUGGCACUUUGGGUGCCGCUUUGGUGCCUCAAAGUUUUCCCUUGCGUUUGCAUUUUACCAUGUUCCUACCAGCCCUCAUCAAUCAAACGACCGAGGAACAACGCAAACAAUGGCUGGAUAAGGCUUGGAAUUUUGAUGGCAUAAUUGGCACAUAUGCUCAAACUGAAUUGGGCCAUGGCACCUAUAUGAGAGGUUUGGAAGCCCGUGCCGAUUAUGAUAUUGAAAGAGGGGAAUUUGUUUUGAAUUCACCUUCACUAACCUCCUACAAGUGGUGGCCCGGUGGCAUGGGUCAAACGGCAAAUAUGGUAGUGCUUAUGGCCCAACUUUACAUUAAGGAUAAGCCCUAUGGUUUGCAACCAUUUUUGGUGCGCAUACGCAAUGAGCAGAGCCAUGAACCAGAACCCGGUGUAGAUGUGGGCAGCAUUGGUCCCCGACUUGGCAUGAAUGGUGUGAAUAAUGGAUUUUUGGGUUUCAAAAAUGUACGCAUACCUCUUAACCAAAUGUUGGCCAAGCAUAAUCAAGUCUUAGCGGAUGGCACCUUUGUUAAGGGACCAGAGCCUUUGUUGCUCUAUGACACCAUGAUAUUCUCGCGUGUCAUUGUUGUGCGAGAUGUUUCGUAUAAUCUGUUGCAAGCGGCCACAAUUGCCACAAGAUAUUCCGCUGUUCGCCGCCAGGGCGUUGAGACACCUGGCCAGCCCGAGAUACAAGUUCUGGACUUUUUAACACAACAACAAAAGUUAUUCCCUCAAAUUGCCAAGGGCAUAUUUUAUCGUAUGGCAGCUGACUAUGUCUGGGAUAUGUAUCGUGUGGUCAAUAAGGAGCUCGAUGUGGGUAAUAAACGUAAUCUUCCCGAGUUACAUGCUUUGACUUGCUGCCUUAAGGCUGUCUGCUCCGAAGAUGCUUCCAAAGGAGUGGAAAUUCUGCGCAAAGCUUGUGGAGGUCAUGGUUUUAUGGCCUCAGCUAAUUUUGGAAAUAUUUAUGCCAAUGCCACUGCGGCUUGCACCUAUGAAGGAGAGAAUACUGUACUACUAUUGCAGGCUGCUAGAUUCUUAACCAAGAGCUAUGUGGGUGGUUUGAAGCGUUGUGUGUUACCCAGAACUGUAGCUUAUAUGCGCAUCUUCACUCGUCCCAAGUGGACAGCAGAUGUGGAGACCCUGGUAGCCUAUCUGGAGAAGACCUCCAUGGAGAGGGCCAAAUUUUCCUUUUUCUAUAUGCAAUCCAACAAAGCAAAUCCCAAGAUUGCCAAUCAUGCUGGUUUGUCACUGGCCAAGGCGGGUAUUUUGCAUGGCCGGGCUUUUAUGGCUCGCAUGGCUUUGGAUAAUGUGCGUUCGCAGAUACUCAAAGGACGCAUUCCAAAAUCCUUGCAAGGUGUCAUAGAGGAGUUGCUGAAUAUUUUCAUUAUGGAUCUUUUCCUGGCCAGUUUGGAUGAAAUUCUACACUUCAAUUAUCUUAGUGCCAAGCAAGUGCAGGAUAUUGAAGAACGUUAUCAACAGGCUUUAUUGGCUUUCCGUCCCAAUGCUGUUGCUGUGGUAGAUGGUUUUGACUUCCAUGAUCGUGUGCUGUCUUCAACUUUGGGCUGCUACGACGGUCAGGCAUAUGAACGUCUUAUGGCAGAGGCUCGCAAGUGUGAUUUAAAUACUGAAACGGUGAAUGCCACAUUUGAAAGCAGCUUAAAAACUCUGACGAGAUCUAAUUUGUAAUUGUGAGUGAGAAGAUAUUUUUUGUUAUUUUUUUUAUACCAUAAUUUUUUUGUUAAAUGGGGUAUUUGC